Molecule: messenger RNA, 1988 nt
Organism: Hypoxylon trugodes
Lineage: Eukaryota; Fungi; Ascomycota; Sordariomycetes; Xylariales; Hypoxylaceae
Exons: 1
Coding region: 113-1882 (589 amino acids)
Source: RefSeq, a predicted model, not a curated record
UCUAUGAGUAGUCGGCGCCAAUUCUCAAGGUAGAUGUUUGAAGCCAACCAGGGAAUGCUGACCAAACAUUCUUUAACUCACGACCAAUUCUGCACCCUAACGAAUUAUCACCAUGCUGUCCAAGUUUCAAAGCAAGCUCCCGGCUUCACACCAGCCGUCGGCAUUGCUUGAACCACAAAUGCCUCAGCCAGAGAAUCCACAGCUACCAACCUUAACAUGCUUAGGUAACGAGGUCAUUGCAAUGAUUGCUGAUUUAUUACACGACACAAGUCCGCAUACAAUCUCGUCUCUCGCUCUUGUUUGUUCCAACUACUAUAGUAUCGCGAGGUAUACCCAAAACCGAGAGCUUUUACUUGAGAACGUGAAAGGCAAUCCCCACCCUAGUUCAACCACGCGGCUGGCAUAUAUAGAGAAAACCGCGACCUUUGGAGCUGUCCGCCGAUUAGAAGUCCGCAACGACAAGGAUGAGAUUUUUCUCCCCCGAUUGUGCAGAUUGAUCCCCAAGAUGACUGGCCUUACCGACGUGGUGUGGUCGAAAACCGAGGUACCCGAGCGAAUAGUCGAGCUUCUUCGAGAAAGACCUUCGAUUCAUUUACAUGCUGAGGUAAUUAAUCAUUCCCCUGCAAGGGAUCCCGAGAUCAUUGAUCGACUUCAAGCAAAUGAAAAUCUGGUUUCCCUAAACUUGGAGAUAAUCUAUCGUGUUUCGAAGGAAGGGUUGCGCUGGUCUAGGCCGUUCAAACACGUUGUAUUAUCAUGCCCAAAUCUCCGCAAACUCAGACUUGAUAUCUGCCGACCGCAGCCCCAUUAUGGAUUAAUCUGUAGUACAUCCUCCAACGAGGACAGAGCGGGAGGUUUCGGGUUCGUUAAUGGGGAGCGUCUACCUGCUCUAGAAGAGUUAGAUAUAAUCAAUUACCCCUUCGGCAUCUACGAGGACUACACUUACGAAACGAGCUACUGGGCGGAUAACUUCGACUGGUCUCGACUUCUACAUCUCGCAACGAAUAACACAGAACUUAUACUUAAAGUCGCGCCGCAUCUUACGUCUCUGAAAGAAUUCCACAGCUCUUAUGCAUCUGGGCUUACCAUGAUCUUUCUGAAUCAAGUCCCAAGUGCUCUUGAGAGCAUUGCUAUCUCGAGACCCGAAGGUGUCAAUGGGUCGAAGUCCUUAUUGGAGGCUGUGCUAGUACAUAGGCAAAGCUUGAAAAGGCUGACUAUCCACCAGAAGGAGGAUUAUUAUGGAAGGUGGGAAAAGUUGGCCAUUGAUAUCGAGACGUUAACCAAGAUUCGCGACGGAUGUCCACACAUCGAGGAACUGGGCCUCGACCUCUAUCGCGACGAUGGAUGGCCAUAUAAAGCACUCAGGAUACUUGCAUCAUUUCCCCGACUAUGCCAUCUCAAAUUAUAUUUUCAACUUGGAAUAGCGGAUGAGGACAACCCCACCGAGCCCUAUGUGACCUUCUCAGCCGCCGGGAAACUGUUUCGGUAUUUACAACAACAGAGUAUCGACAAAUUAAUUAAGAUACAAACAUUGGAGAUCAAGUCUGGCUUCCCUCCCUCUCCUUUCUAUAACGACAAGCGCAUCAAUCCCUUAUGGCAUAAUGACAACUCGUCUAAUUUCAUCUGUACCCUUUCAGAUCGACAUGAUGCGGUUGGAAAGGAGAUUUUCAGCGUUCGCUGUACGAAUUUAAACCGAGAACAAAACGAAUAUCUCCGAAAAGUUGAGCGUGGUGAAGAAGAUUCGGAUUGUCCAUACUCCAAUGUCGAGGCUUUCAGAGUUGCGCGCGAUGGCCCUACCCCCUAUUGGCAGUCAGGACGCACUCGCAAUUGGAGGGCAAGUCCUGGCUAUAUUAAGCCCUGGAUGAGAGGAUGUUUCUGGGACUAAGGCUAACUCAGGAGCGAACAGGCUAUUGCGAAACUUGAUCUAUAUGGGGAGGUUUGAUCGCAUUAGGGGUAUAAUAAAGAGAAAUCGUUCCAGACGAUAGACUAAG